GUACAUUAUGUGUGCACUUUGUUAUUUAUACCUUUUAAUGUGAAAAACAAUCAUUCAUGUCUUCUCAGUUCAACACUUACCUAGAAGAUCUCGCUGUCUCCAUUGUCUUGACUUUCCAUCCAGAGCACAUAUGGAGUCAACUCGCUGGCAAGUCGGGGCCCGUCGUCUUCUUUCUAGUCAAAGUGCAUUUGUGUAAAACGAGACCAAGGAGGAAAAAUACUCCACUGCAAUUAAUGCAUCAGAAAAAGAUUUUUCAGUUCAACAUUUAAUGUGUCAGAGAGAUGUUCAUGGUUGUGAUCUGACCCAAAUGUAUCACUGGCCUCAGUCCCCACUGAGCUCAGGCUGAGAUGUUUGUUUCAUUCAGACCCAAUUAGUUUAUUGUUUUUUCCUUUCAUUAAGUCCCUUAUAGACUUGGGAUAUAUUUUUUCCCCGAACCCAUUUAAAGCUCGUAGUGAAGUUUUUUUUUUUUUUUUAAAGCUUUGGAUGAAAUGAAGUAAAGCUGCUUCCCUCCCGCUGUCCCCUUUCUUUUGGGUCUCUCUCACAUGCACACACAGCUCUGCUCUCGAGACACUGCACCCCUGCUCAGCAGCCGCUGCUCCAGUUCCCACAAGCUCCGGCACAGCUCAUUUCAGAAAGCACUUGUGAGGGAAGCAGACCCAAGAUAAAAGUUAAUUAGGACCCUGGCAGCAGCGGAUCAGACAAAACAACGGAGAUGGUGUCAGAGGAAUAACUUGACAUUUUGGACUUCAGUGUUUUCUCCCUGAUCCGGCUCGUACGGUUCCACGGCCGGCUUCAAGUUCCCCGCGUUGCCCCUCGAUGCUCCACAAAGGCGUUAAACCAUGAGAGACGAAGAUGACUUCCUGAGUCUCAGCGAGCUCCCGGAAACCUUCCCCUCGGACCCGCCGGAGCCGUUACCUCACUUCCUGUUCGAGCCCGAGGAGGGCUACAUCGUGAAGAACAAGCCCGUGGACCUGUACUGCAAAGCCACGCCCGCCACGCAGAUCUACUUCAAGUGUAACAGCGAGUGGGUCCACCAGAAGGACCACACAGUGGAGGAGAGGGUGGACGAGAACUCAGGUCUGGUGGUCAGAGAGGCCAGUAUAGAAAUAACACGGCAGCAAGUGGAGGAGCUGUUUGGGCCUGAAGAUUACUGGUGCCAGUGUGUGGCCUGGAGCUCGGCCGGAACCACCAAAAGCCGAAAGGCCCACGUCCGCAUCGCAUACCUGAAGAAGUCCUUCGAGCAGGAGCCUCUGGGAAAGGAAGUGUCUCUGGAGCAGGAGGUGCUGCUGCAGUGUCGCCCUCCGGAGGGCAUCCCCGCCGCCGAGGUGGAGUGGCUGAAGAACGAGGACAUCAUCGACCCGGCCGAGGACAGGAACUUCUACAUCACCAUCGACCACAACCUGAUCAUCAAACAGGCGCGUCUGUCGGACACGGCCAACUACACGUGCGUCGCCAAGAACAUCGUGGCCAAGAGGCGGAGCACGACGGCCACGGUCAUCGUCUACGUGAACGGCGGCUGGUCCACGUGGACGGAGUGGUCUGCGUGCAACAGCCGCUGCGGCCGCGGCUUCCAGAAGAGGACCCGCAGCUGCACCAACCCCGCCCCCCUGAACGGAGGCCUGCCCUGCGACGGACAGGCCAUCCAGAAGCUGCCCUGCACCUCGCUGUGCACCGUGGACGGGGUGUGGACGGAGUGGAGCAAGUGGUCGGCCUGUGGGACGGAGUGCACGCAGUGGAGGAGGAGGGAGUGCAACAACCCGGCCCCCAAGAACGGAGGCAAGGACUGCGAGGGGCUCGUCCUGCAGGCCCAGAACUGCACCGACGGACUCUGCAUGCAAAGUUCAUUGUUUCAGACGUCCAGUGAGCCCAAAGAAAAGAGUGAUUUGGGAAUCCCAUCUGCUCCCAGCACCGACGACGUGGCUCUGUACGUGGGCAUCGUCAUCGCCGUCAUCAUGUGCCUGGUCAUCUCCGUCAUCGUGGCGCUCUUCGUCUACCGCAAGACGCACCGGGACUUUGACUCCGACAUCAUCGACACCUCGGCGCUCAACGGCGGGUUCCAGUCGGUCAACAUCAAAACGGCCAGAUCGGCCGACCUGCUCACGGCCCCUCCCGACCUCACCAACGCCGCCGCCAUGUACCGCGGCCCGGUCUACGCGCUGCACGACGUGUCCGACAAGAUCCCCAUGACCAACUCGCCUCUGCUGGACCCGCUGCCCAACCUGAAGAUCAAGGUGUACAACUCCUCGGGCCUCGUCACGCCGCAGGACGACCUGGGAGGCGACUUCGCGUCCAAGCUGUUUCCUAAGGUAACGCAGUCUCUCUUAGACAACAGCGACACCCUGAACCUUCGGAACCACACCCUAGCCCGGACCCGCGAUCCGUCCUGCACGGCCCACGGCUCCUUCAACAACCAGGGAGGACACCUCAUCGUGCCCAACUCCGGCGUGAGCCUGCUGGUUCCGGCGGGCGCUGUUCCUCAGGGCAGGGUGUACGAGAUGUAUGUGACCGUGCACAGGAAGGACGGCUUGAGACCCCCGGUCGAGGACGUCCAGACGGUGCUGAGCCCAGUGGUCAGCUGCGGACCUCCAGGAGCCCUGCUGACCAGACCAGUGAUCCUCACCAUCCACCACUGCGCCGACAAUGUGCAGGAGGACUGGCUCAUCCAGCUGAGGAACCAACUGGCCAUGGGAGAGUGGGAGGACGUGGUUGUGGUGGGAGAGGAGAACUUCACCACCCCCUGCUACGUUCAGAUGGACUCGGAGGCGUGCCACAUCCUGACGGAGACGCUGGGCACCUACUGCCUGGUGGGCCAGUCCAUCAGCAAGGCGGCGGCCAAGAGGCUCAAGCUGGCAGUUUUUGGACCCAUCUCCUGCACGACGCUGGACUAUCACAUCAGGGUCUACUGUCUGGACGACACGCAGGACGCACUCAAGGAGGUUCUUCAGAUGGAGACCCAGAUGGGAGGGAAGCUUCUGGACGAGCCGAAGACGCUCAACUUUAAGGACAGCACACACAACCUGAGGCUGUCCAUCCACGACGUGCCGCACGCGCACUGGAAGAGCAAGCUCGUCGCCAAGUACCAGGAGGUCCCAUUCUACCAGGUGUGGAGCGGCAGCCAGAGGAGCCUCCACUGCACCUUCACCCUGGAGCGGCUGAGCGCCGCCACCGCGGAGAUCAGCUGCAAGCUGUGCGUGCGGCAGGUGGAGGGCGAGGGCCAGAUCUUUCAGCUCAGCAACACGCUGGAGGAGGAAGUCCAGUGCAUAGACACGUCCCUGAUGGACCCUGCCAGUAACAUCACCACCUUAGUGGGGCCUAAUGCCUUCCGCAUUCCUUUGUCCAUCAGACAGAAGCUGUGCGGCAGCCUGGACGCGCCCCAGACCAGAGGGAACGACUGGAGAAUGCUGGCUCACAAGCUGCAGCUCGACAGGUACCUGAACUACUUUGCCACCAAGUCCAGUCCGACCGGCGUGAUCCUGGAUCUGUGGGAGGCCCAGCAUUUCCCCGACGGAGACCUGAAUGAACUGGCGGCGGUGCUGGAGGAGAUGGGCCGCCAUGACAGUAACCUCGCCGCCAUGACAACGGAACACUGAUGGAGCAACGCCGCCGCUUUGACAAUGACAGAACUCUGGAGACGAUUACACGUGAAUUCUCGACGGCAGAUACUGCAGCGAGGGCAAAGAACCAAUUAGGUGUGAGCAGGAGAAAAGUUGUCGCCAUGGCGAUCGAGCAGCGGUUAAAUACCAUGGUAAUCAUGCCGCCAUGGUAACGGCCGGCAAAGGGAGGUGCGCGGGCCGGUGCUAUUUGUGAUUUUGUGCAAUGUUGCAGUGUCGUGUGUGAGCGAGGAGCCGGUCUGGCACACGGGCCGAGUCCAUCGGGAGGAAAGAAGCAAACACAUGCCUAAAAAAACCCUGUCCACUCUAACGCCAGUUGUUGUUGUUCUCUUGCUCUUACUUUACACUGAGAAAACAGGGGGGGGGGGGGGCAGCAGAGGUUCUGACCUUGAAAAACCUCCGUAGGAAUGGAACAGAAUCGUAAAUUGAGAGGAGCUAAAGUGAUUACAGGGGAGUGGGAGCAGGCAGAUUGAGGAAAAAGAGAGAAUGAGCUCCACUCUUCAGCAAGAAGAGGGGAAACAGAGAGGAACUAAAGUGAUUACAAACGUGAGGGAGGACGUGGACACGAAGUGAUGGAAGGAGCUGCAAGUGAUCGUCUGUAAGAACAGAUGGGGGGGUCCCACUGUCCUCCCGCGAGCCUUGGCUGUACGUGUUUGCCAGUACAGUUUGUUGUCUUUAUAUCGUUUCCUAGGGAACGCUCUAUGUAUUCUGCUGUCCAUAUGUGUGGAUCAUUUCCUGCUAUCGGAGCGACGGUCGGUCCAGGGUCCUGAGCAGAAACAAGCCAGACACAAACAGCGGCACUAGUCAGAGACGGUGCUCUCGCUUUCCUGGGUUAAAUGUCGAGUCCGUGGCUUUUUUUUUUAAUGCAUGAACACCUUGAAUCAUCCAGGUCGUGACUCUUGCAGCGUCCACUGUAUUUGCUGUCCUCGUGCCUCUAAUCGUCUUUUUAAAGCCAGUCCAAAGAGAAUCGCGCUCCUGACGGACGCGCGUGAACCCGUGAAUGCGUCACUCGUGCGCUCGUGACAGACCUGUGAACGUUGUCCCUUCGGAGGAUUUUGCCGCCGGUCAGUGAGGCGCUCCCAUGCACACGUGGGCGCAUUGUUGGUUUUAAAAGGAGCCAUCACUUUGCUAACGUCAGCACUGCACAUAGUGAAGUUUCUGUUCCGUGUUUUUGCACUUGCCGGACGUUCACAACAAGCCAUUGUAGAAGCCUGAAGCGAUGGCAUUUACCAAACCUAAUGUUGACACACCAUCGGCUCCUCUGAACUCUUUGGGACCAGAGGGGGACGAACCUCAGACUCCAGAACUUGAAACUGUGGGGCUUGUUUCUGAACAGGGUCCAGCGUAGAAAUAAAGGAAAAGGAGGCAAAAAGGGACAAUUUAAAAAGUGUUUUAAAUACACCGAUAUACAACAGACCAUAGUAUUAUGUGAAAGUGAAUUAAAUACAACUGUUAUCACGCAUUACUGCUAAAUGUACCCAGUAUAGUACGUUUUUUUUUUAUUUCACUAACACAUAUGUUCCUUUCAUAAUAUUAUUUUUGGUUGCCCCAUCACCACAGGAUGUCAGUUACUGUUCGUGUCACGUGUGAUCACCCCCAUGACUUUUCUGGUCACUAGCACCAUCCAGUGGCCUUUGAAGAAUAACAGCGUUUACAUUUUCUGUGCACCUGAAACGUGUAAAUACAUUAUUAUCAUAUUCAUAACCUUCUAUUAUCGUGGUAUGUUUGUUCAGUGGUCAUUAUCAUAUUAUUUACAUUAGCAUUAUUAUUAUUAUUAUUAUUUUCUCUUAUGCUUUAAUGUUUUGUUGUUAAAGGUGUGGACUGUGUGGAAAAGAGGGCAAAGGUCUAGUUUGUCUCAGAUCAACAUUCCAGCUCAUGGUGUAUUUGUUGUGACGGCUGCAAUUCAGAGCAAAGAAACAAGAUGAGCGCUGAAGGGGCCGAUGUAAAAUCAAGUGUAAUAUAUGUGUGCUUUGCAGAAUCUCAUUGUGACUAAUGCUGGCGUUCAAGCGGACGCGCUGACUGGGGUCAACAGUGUCUGACGAAGAGGUCGAUAGUCGCGCUUGGAGCCGUGUUUUUAGUGGCUUUGGAUUAGUUGUCAGAAAACGGCCUCUGGUCACUAACGAAACAACAACCUGAGCUCUGGGUUCGAAAACAUAUUCACCUUCUGGGAUGAAGAUAUUUCCGCUGUGGGCUAUGGAGAGACGCCAUAUGAAACCAAACAUCAGGUACAGUACGUGGAGGAGCCACUGAGGGGGGCGCUGUAAACAAAGGGCAGAUCUUUACCCCGUCGUGCCACAUCUCUCCUUGUGGCUCCAAACAUCGAUUCUUGUCCCGCAUAGAUUUUUCUGUCUCUUAAGUCGGUGAAACGUGUGCACGUCGGGACUCGGACGUGCUGCACCGCUGUAACACCGGGAGCGGGAGUUACAGUAACGGGCGCGACGAGACGGAGGGGAAGUCAGUAAAAAGGUCCACUCAUCAGCUGAGUUUGUUGCAGAACACAAACCCAAAGGUCACGACGUGAUGAUGAUGAUGAUGAUGGUCAGCAUCUCCGUUUAACUGGAAGGAGCAGUAACACUAACACUUUACCAGCAGGGCGGACUGAGAGCAGGAGCUUUCAUGUGAGGAGAGAGUCCUCACGUUAAAAUAAAGAAAGUAUGUACAAUUAUUUUCUAUCCACACUAUGUACAGUUGUGUACUGUCGGCUGUAUUUGGCAUAUUGCAGAGUAUAAAACAGAGCAGUACACUUAGAUUCUAGUUUCUAUGUUUCACGUUCUUUUAAGUUUUGUUCCUUCUUUGUAAAAGCAGUGUCUACUAUGCAAACUCAGCAUUGGUUAUCAUGAUAGAGGUCUAUGACUAGAGUUGUCCUUGUAAGUGCAUUAUUAUUUUGAAUAUUUGAUUAGUGUGGGGUAGUGUUUCCAUUGUAGCUAAUUCUGGCACGCUUCAUGAAUCUUGCUCAAUCUUGCUGAAUGCUCGCCUCUAUCUCCUCUAAUUGUUCUCUGUACAAAGUGUAAGAAAGAAUUUUUAAGACAAUUAAUAAAUUAUAUUUAUAAGCAA
This is a messenger RNA of Betta splendens (Siamese fighting fish), 6665 nucleotides long. RefSeq names its product unc-5 netrin receptor Ca (gene unc5ca). The record is from RefSeq and is a predicted model, not a curated record. Gene Ontology annotation, biological process: netrin-activated signaling pathway. Lineage: Eukaryota; Metazoa; Chordata; Actinopteri; Anabantiformes; Osphronemidae. Bases 840 to 3590 code for a protein of 916 amino acids. Gene Ontology annotation, cellular component: membrane. The transcript has 18 exons. Gene Ontology annotation, molecular function: protein binding; netrin receptor activity.